Cuscuta campestris is the source of this 2043-nucleotide messenger RNA. The record is from the annotation of a GenBank genome assembly. Lineage: Eukaryota; Viridiplantae; Streptophyta; Magnoliopsida; Solanales; Convolvulaceae.
AAGUAAAAAAGCUGAUGACAAAUAUUGUUAUUUCCCGCGAAGCUUUUCUGUUCUUGGAAGGGCUUGGACUCGAUUGGAAGAGGAUGGCUGAAGAUACGCCGCCUUCUUGCUCUUCGGAUUCCGCCAUUCUCCGCCUUCAUCAGCUUCUUGCCUCAUGCUCUCGGUCGAUUGAAGCCGGAGACUACAGCGGAUCCGACCGAUCAGUGUCGGAGCUAGUCGAUUUUCUAAACUCUGCUUCUGAUUCUACCGCGCGUGAAGCUGACGAUGAAGACGCUGAGAGAAAAGCCUUCAGAAUUCUUACGGAAAUUCAUAGAUUCACGAGCUCGCCUUCUCUUAGCCAGGAAGUUGUGGAAACACUGUCAUUUGAGUUGCCGAAAUCAGUGUGUAGAGUUGCUUGCGCAUGGAAGAUGUGUUCCGAUCUUGCGGAAUGUUUUAUUGACAAUUUGCUUGAGAAGUGUAGUCCGCGCGAGAUGCUUUCAAUUCUUUGUGAUGCAUUAAGUUCUCCAGACGAGCAGUUCAGGACUACUCUCUAUUGUGCACCUCUUCUAAGUGGGAUUGCAAAAGUUCUAUUGCGCAUCCAGCGACGGCAAUUCCAGCUAGUAAAAUCUGCAGUUCCCGUCAUUCUUCGCAUUUUAAAACAUGCGACAUUGGAGAUGGAUGAUGAAGAUCCCGAUGCUGAUUAUGGCACUUUGUUUUUCAAAGCAAUUGACAUUGCAAAUUCCAUUCAGGCUGUCUGUGAAAAGUUGGAACCGACAGAUAAGAAAAAGUUGCAGGCCUUUUUUGGUCUUUUCAUCUUGCAGCUGAUGGCACUUGUUUCAAUAGCUUCGAGGGCUAGGACAUCACACUUUUUGCCCAUUGUGAUCCAUUUAUCACACUUCCUUCACUCAUGUGGUUUUUCAUAUAUUGGCCUAGUUACUGGUUUUGAUGUUGAUAGGAUCUCAAACAUGAUGGUUCAAGAUGUCGGAGAAGAUGAUUUAACUCAAUGUACUCAUGUGAAACAUGGUGCAUCACUGGCAGUAAUUUGGGGUUACAAGUUUGACGAGGCAGCUGUGGCUGCUGCAGAAGAUGUAGCUGCAGUAAAAAAAGAACUUCAAAAUAACCCAACUAAGAGAUGGCAAACAGUGGGCAUGCUAAAGCAUGUCUUUUCAUGUGCUCCACUUUCGUGGGAUUUGAGGACACAUGCUCUUGAUUUCUUACAUAGCAUUAUGGAUGAAUGUCAAUGUAAUAAAGCACACAAUGAACAACUUGAUUGCUUCUCAUAUAUAACCUCUCUUCAUGCUGGAUUGUCGGCAAUUCAAUUGGUAAUUAUGCAUGCACCAAGCGCGGUUAUACGGAAGAGUGCUUAUGAUGCAUUCAACAAGGUGCUUGCUCACAUCCCAAGUUCUCUAAGGUUUGAUAUCUUAAAAGCUUUGGUAAAGAGUAGCAACUCUUCUUCCAUGAUUGGAAUUCUUUUAGAUCUUGUAAGAAGGGAAAUGCUUGCAGAACACAGUAAAAGAACCUCAAUGGACAAAAUAGGGUUGAAAUCUAAAGCUAAUGCUUCAAAACACCCAAUAUUUUGGGAUGAUGGCAUUCUUGACUUAGUGGAGUUGGUUUUGAAACCCCCAACGGGAGGCCCUCCAUGCCUUCCUGAGUACACUGAUGCAGUUCUAGCAGCACUCAAUCUCUACAGAUUUGCACUGAUUUCAGAGUCAUCUGGGAACACGAACCACACCGGUGUGCUCUCCAAGGAGAAACUACGAAAGGCACUCGGUGAAUGGUUCUUGCCCCUUCGCUCAUUAGUCACCGGAAUCACGGCGGAGAACCAGACCGAUAACGAUCAACUGGCAUCCGAUAUGAUAUGUUCCCUAAACCCUCUUGCAUUCGUUUUAUACAGAUGCAUUGAAUUGGUUGAAGAACGUUUGUAGUUUCCGGGGGUAGAAUUUCAAACGCCAUGACAGUGCACUAGAAUCAUUUCAACAAAGGGGAAAAAUGAUUCUUAUUAGUAUAAUGUUUUUUUUAUAUAAAUGGAUUUGAAGGGUUGAGACACUAAGGGCAUAUUUGGUU